Neocloeon triangulifer is the source of this 581-nucleotide messenger RNA. RefSeq lists its product as uncharacterized. The record is from RefSeq and is a predicted model, not a curated record. The transcript is spliced from 5 exons. Bases 96 to 476 code for a protein of 126 amino acids. Lineage: Eukaryota; Metazoa; Arthropoda; Insecta; Ephemeroptera; Baetidae.
GUUUGAAAAUGAAUUGUAUAAAAGCCGACGGCCGAGUACGGUAGAGCACAAAUCAACUUGUCUCUGCAAACAGUCAGAAAACCCAAAAAUCAAACAUGAACAAGCUCGUCGCCGUCAUCGCCUUGUGCUGCCUUGCCAACAUCACUUUUGCAUCCAAGUUUGCCCGUGAAGAAGGAGCCGAAGGCGGUUCAUCUCCCGGCGGCAUGCCCGACGUGAGCAACUUCGUGAGCCAAUUCCAGGGCAUCAUGGAACAAGUGCAGGCUGGCGGCAGCGGAGGCGGCGCUGAAAACGAGGAAGGUUCCUCCGGAGGCGGCGGCAUGUUCGGUUUGUUGGGAGCCAUGCCCUCAGGGAUGCCCGAGCUGCCCGCUGGCAUGCCCUCCGGAAUGCCUGAAUUGCCCGCCGGCAUGCCCUCCGGAAUGCCCGAGCUGCCCGCAGGCAUGCCCUCUGGUUUGCCCGGCAUGGGAGGCGGCGAAUAAGAACAAGUCUUUUCAAUUCACCCUGACAUUCACGACCUGGCAAUGCUGAUGAUACCAAUCUUAACCAGUCAUGUAAUAAUUAAAUAAAAUAAGCACUAUUUCAAC